AUCCAGUUUGCUGACCAGAAGCAGGAGUUCAACAAGCGCCCCACGAAGAUCGGGCGCCGCUCGCUGUCCCGCUCCAUCUCCCAGUCCUCCACCGACAGCUACAGCUCAGACAGCUCUGAUGAUGAGACCUCCCCCCGGGACAAGCAGCAGAAGAACUCCAAAGGCAGCAGUGAUUUCUGUGUGAAGAACAUAAAGCAGGCAGAGUUUGGGCGCCGAGAGAUUGAGAUUGCUGAGCAAGAGAUGCCUGCACUGAUGGCUCUGAGGAAGAGAGCCCAGGGGGAGAAGCCCCUGGCCGGGGCCAAGAUUGUGGGCUGCACACACAUCACGGCGCAGACGGCG
Molecule: messenger RNA, 339 nt
Organism: Merops nubicus (carmine bee-eater)
Lineage: Eukaryota; Metazoa; Chordata; Aves; Coraciiformes; Meropidae
Product: putative adenosylhomocysteinase 3
Exons: 3
Biological process (GO): L-methionine cycle
Cellular component (GO): cytosol
Source: RefSeq, a predicted model, not a curated record